CCUUGAGCUCCAGAUUGCCAAUUGAAACACAGCAGUGUUCGAGGUUUACUUUCUUGUUCUAAACCUCUACCUUCGAGGUCACUCUGAAAUGGCAUCUUCCUCUAUGGCGGGUCAAGCAGGAUGUCUGCUGUUUGGAAUGCUGCUGUUAGCAUUCUAUGGAAGUCUUGUCCUGGGAUCUGAUCCCGACAUCGUCACCGAUUUUGGUAUCAAUGUAACAUCGGGAGCAGAUCUCCACUUCACAGGCUUCCGAGAUCUACCAGAACAACCCACGGGACAAGUACACAUCACGUUCGCUUUCGACACAGAAUUCCCCGGCGUGAUCGGUAUGGGAAUCGCACCUGCACUUUUGAAAUUUGGUACGGACUCAGUCAACUCGUUCCACACACAUCCUCGGGGCGCUGAGAUUUUCGUCAUCCUAGAUGGAGAGCUUGAUGCUGGAAUUGUUGACACAGCCAACAACCUGUACACUGCAACGCUCAAGAAAGGAGAUGUGUUCGUGUUCCCCAUGGGUUUAAUGCACUACCAGAUCAACCGAAGCAAGACGAAGACAGCCACUGUCCUUGCAGCUUUCGCCAGCCAGAACGCAGGACGUGUCAGCCUCCCUCCCAACAUGUUCAACACCGAGCCCCGCAUUGAGACCGACAUCAUAAUGAAGUCUCUCUUCUUGGAUAAGAAGACCGUCGAGCGCUUGAAAGCUUCUGACUUUCCCACCUUCGCAUGAUGAUACUCAGAACUAACGGUUUCCAGCCUCAGAACUGUCCACUUAUAGUCGUUCUACCAUAUACAGACAUACAUAAAUAACUACUAUUAAUUCUGAACUGAGGAUUACACUGCACGAAGAGAUUCCAUGAUUAUGCUGGUUCUAAGGCAUGGAAGGGAUUAGAGGAAUAAUUCCUCGACUGCAGCAAGUUGCAUUUGUAAUUUUGAACUUUUGGAUACCAGUCCAUCUGAUCAAUAUAUAACCAGUUUUGGGUUUGUGACCCCUGAAUUGUGAUAUGUGUGUAGUACUUAGUCGAAACAUGUCGCUGUGGUAGAACAGAAAAUCUUCCUUUCACUUCCUUAC
Molecule: messenger RNA, 1063 nt
Organism: Marchantia polymorpha subsp. ruderalis
Lineage: Eukaryota; Viridiplantae; Streptophyta; Marchantiopsida; Marchantiales; Marchantiaceae
Source: the annotation of a GenBank genome assembly